Messenger RNA from Funneliformis mosseae, 2274 nucleotides. The record is from the annotation of a GenBank genome assembly. Lineage: Eukaryota; Fungi; Glomeromycota; Glomeromycetes; Glomerales; Glomeraceae.
AUGGAAGGGCCUAAAGUUUUGACAUUUGGUUCUAUCAAUAUUGACGAGUUUUUCGAAGUUCCUCAUAUAGUUUCAAGUGGAGAAACUAUAACGAGCAGUAAAUAUUCUCAAAAAGCUGGAGGAAAAGGUGCAAAUCAAUCAGUUGCUUUAGCAAAGGCGGGUGCAUUCGUAUGGCAUGCAGGGAAAAUCGGACGUGAUGGCACAUGGAUCAAGGAAUAUAUGAAAGAAUUUGGAGUUAAGGUGGAUCAUAUAAUUAUUUCGGAAGAUCAGCCAACGGGACGCGCUUUUAUCCAAAUUUCUCAAGAAACGCGAGAUAAUUCUAUUGUUCUUCUUCCAGGAACAAAUCACAUGAUUAGUUUGAACGAAGCAAGUAAAAUUUUAGACCGGGAAUUUGGAAUAGGAGAUUGGGUUAUUAUGCAAAAUGAAAUUGGACAAAUUGGAGGCGAAAUUUUAAAACUCUGCAAGGAAAAAGGGCUCACGAUUGUUUUCAAUCCAGCACCAAUUUCUGAAAAUAUCAUCACAGUAUUUUCAUUUAAUCUUGUAGAUUAUUUAAUCGUUAAUAAAUUAGAAGCUUUUCAGCUUUAUAAACAAAUAAGUGAAUCGAAUUGCGAUGACAAAAAUAUUUCUGCACAGGAUUUACUUACAUUUAUAUCAAAUGAGUAUCAACAACUUAUUGGAAUAAUCAUCACUUUCGGAAGUGAAGGACUAUACGCGUGGUAUAGACCAGAACAUAGAAUGUUUAACCUUCCUGCAUUUAAAACGGAAGUUUUGGAUACGACAGGGGCAGGCGAUACAUUUGCAGGAUAUUUUAUAACUUGUAUAGUUCGAGAACUGAAAAAUGAUGGAUCCAUUCUUAUCACAGAUGUCAAUUCUUCUAUGAAUUUACCAACAGCGGAAGGUUUUCUAAAUGCAUUGAAAGAGGCUACCGUCGCAGCAGGUCUGACUGUUAGUAGACUUGGCGCAAUGGAAAGUAUUCCUUCAUUUAACAUUCACAUUGUUCUAAUGGAAGUCACUCAAGUACAAGAAAAUUACUGCAAAGAAAAUUAUCCUUCAUGGAAUAUGCUUGGUAAUAAUUUGCAACUCAAACCAUUAAAGGAUGCGAAAUUUUCACUAAAAAAUAAAAUAUUAUCUUCAACACACGUGCAACCACCAUUGAAGUAUACUCCAUAUGAUUCAAUCUUACCACAAAAAAGUCAUGACUCUCAGGGUUAUGAUGGUUUAUCAGAUAUCGAACCAUUGUUUAAUAGUAUUGGUGGUCAACAACAAUUUAAUAGUAGAUAUUAUAUUGAAUAUGAAAAAGAUCUUAUUUUUAAUAUUUUUUCCCCAGGCGUUAUAAGUGAUGCUUUAAAACAUGCUUUAGGGAUAUUGGAAAGUGGUGAUGAGCCUCCUUAUUAUAAGAGGAUGAGAGUCUUUGGAUAUCCUCCUGGGUAUUGGGGAGAUAAAGUGGGUGAUGAUCCUCUGAAAUCUAAAAAAGACAGAUUAUCUAAAUUGGAAUUAGAGAAUUGGAAUUCCGCAACAUUAAAAAUUUAUGGUGAUGUUUCAACAGAUGAUGAUUCUGACAAUUCAGAGAAUGAAAAAGAUUCAUCAUCAGAAGUAGUGGAGAAUUGUAUCAAUAACGACAAAAAUGACAUUAUAGAUCAGGAAACCAAAAAUACUCAGGAGCCUCAACAAGAAAAAAAUAAGAAAUUUCCAUUAGUUUAUUAUCCCGGAUUAGAUUUAGAUUUCUCCAAAUUUGAAAAGACCAACAAGACUAUUAGUAAAAGUAAUUUAAAUAAUAAUAAUUUACCAAAAUUUAAUGUUGAAGGACAUUCUGCAUGGUACCCUACUAAUACCGAAGGUUAUUAUCAAUAUCAUUGGACUAUGCCUGAUUGGUAUAAUAAUGGAUAUUCGGGGAAUGCAUGCAAUUUGUGGUAUAAUUACCAAGAGCCACCACAUACAAUUAAUAACAAUAUAGAGCAACCACCGCCUCCCGGAACUACAAGUAAUCUAGGACAACUUCAACAACCUCCUUCUUCUUGGAUAAUAAGUAGUUUAGAGACGUAUCCUCCGCCUCCCGGGAUAAUACCUUUAGCUAGAACAUUUAAUGAUUCUCAACAAUCGCCUGUACAUAAUGCAUCAUUCUUGCCAUGUCAGAAUGUCCCAUUUUCAAUACCUUCUUUAUCUGAACAAAUACAGCAGAGAUCUGAAGAUCAAAUUAUGAAAAAAAGUAAUCCAUACAACAAUAUCGAGAUUCCGAAUGUUGAAGAAGAUAUUGAUAUGGACCUUUCUGAAUAA